GUUAUAUUACAUUUGCAAAGCUGUAGUGGAAAAGGGGGAACGCUUGGAGAUUCCACAUGAUUGCCCUGAACACCAGCAAAUAAGUGAUCUUCUAAAUAAAUGCUGGCAAGCUGAUUACGCACACAGACCCAAUAUGCAAGAAGUUCUUGAAAUCCUCAUUGGUAUUGAGGAUGGAUGGAAGAAAACACCAGGUAGGUUUUGAGCAUGUUGGACACAGAUUACAAUUAAAGAUGAAUUUUAGUACAACCAUGUUAAUUUGUUUUUAUAUUUUCUUCAAAGCCACAUUCUGUUUAUACACCAAUUGCUUGCAUUUUAUAAAUGCUGAUUGGUUCAUAAAAGGUUGAUUGAUGAAAUCCAACAAAUUCAGUUUAAUCACAUCCAGAAGUAUGAUGAACAUCAGAGAGAAAUAAGCACAGUACAAGAAAAGCAGCAUUCACUGGUGAUGGCCAAAGAUGUCACCAAUACAGCAUAGCGCAUCGGAACAUGACUUUCUGUCUCUCUAUCCUGUCAUCAGCAAAGACUUGAAAUCACUGAAACAGCCAAAUCAUCCCCAGCUUGAUCCCAAGCUUUCAUAUCUGAGAUUUUUUCCAGGUCUGAGGACUGAUGCCAUCACUCUGGACAAAAUGGGAAGUGAUCCCAGAGAAUUUGAUGGGGCUUGGGGUAUGACUGCUACUCAACCAGGUGAGAUUGCUGUGGCAGACUGUUGGAACCAGCGAGUGGUGAUCUGCAGCAAUCAGGGACAACUUCAAGGGAGUAUUCCUCUGCAAUCAAGUCCAUGGGCCAUCGCAGCUAUCAACUAUCAUGACAAUCAGUUGGUGGUUGUAGAUGACACCAAGUAUGUCAAGGUGCUCAAUAAGAAGAACAAGCUGGCCUUCCACUUUUCAACAGUACUACAGACUGAAGUUGACAAGACAGGAGUCGACCUUCGCAGUGUAGCGGUCAGGAAGGAUGGCACCAUCCUAGUAGGUGAUGUCAAGAGGAUGGUGUGGACGGAGCAUAGACCCAGUGAUGGUCAGCUCCUACACACCAUACCAGUGCAGACACCACCCUGGUUCCUGGCCGUUGAUGACCACACUGAUAGGGUUGUGGUCAGUGGAGGUGGCCAACCGAAAUUGGAUGUUGUUGCCAGCGAUGGUGCAACACUAUCCACAAUCGAACCAACCAUUGAUGGGAUGCCAGUGCGGGUCUGCUGUGGUGUAUGCUUUAACUCUUCAGGUAUUUAUGUUGUAGUCAGCAAUGGGCCCGGCACGGGUCACAUUCACCACUAUGACAGGGAUGGUGUUUUUCUUGCUUGCCUGGCUCAGCGUCUGUUCUCCCCACAAGGAAUCACAUUCACAUCAGAUGGGCAGCUGAGAGUAGCCGACAGAUCAUCAGUCAAGAUGUAUCACAAGGUGUGGAAUGUCCAAUGAUUGGACAUGACACCAACUGGCGAUCCCUUUUGGCAUCACAUCCCAACAGCAACUGUUGAUGAAACUGUCCAGCCACUGCAGCACCAAUCAACUUUCAUCUUCCAUUUCUAUCAUCCAUACCAUCAAGUUCAAAAACCCAAACACAGUACACUUGAAAGCCCUUCCGUCCCUAUUAAACAGACUGUUUUUACAUUUGCCCAGCAGAGAACUCCAAAACAGGAAGUAUCUGUACCAUUUCAUCUAGCAAUUAUUUUUCUUUAACAAAUUCCGGUACGCUGCUUAUAAAUUACUUCCUUGAAGUGGUUUCUGUCACUAGGUACAAGAAAGUACAUUUACAAGUAACCCCUCUCAAAUUGUAACUGCUUCAAGUAUGCAUUGCCCUGACAUGUACAUGUAUGUGUGUGCACUAAUCAAUUUAAAUGAAUCAAGUCAGGCCGUUAUACUGUACCAACCAGCUCUGUGAUUGCUGUUGAUGAGAGAUCAUGAUGAUCCCAUUCAUUUGCUUCAAUAUUUUGGUUUACCAGUCACAGGCAAUAUAAAUUGAAUCUCGGAUUUCAACAAAGACAAUUUGUAAUUGAACCCCUCGAUCAUCGGAUCAAAUUUUAUAGCACUCGCUUUCCUUCAUUUUAUCACGUGUCAUUGUUACAGUUUGAGACAUGUUUAGAAGCGACAUUCUUACGAUUCUAGUUGGGAUAUUUUUCUAUCACUCUGAUUUUUCACAGAAGUUACAUGUACAUGUAAAUAAGUCCCAACUUACUUGUCCCCUUACACACUCUAAAUGAGUAUCCUACACUUUAUUCUGUUUGCAUUUGAAAUGCUUUGCUUAAUAUAAAAUGUUUUGGAAUUUGACCCAACAACUAAGUUUCCAUUUCAGCUGAUUUCCGAAUUUCAAUAUUGAACAUAUGAUUUAUAUAUUUCAUACUUCUGUGUUGUAGUAAUGCAUAUUUUAUUAUCUCCAUCAUGUGAUAUUUGGGGAGGGGGUAAAUAAUACACUUGAACUUGAGAUAUCAUAACAGUUGUCUAUUUAUCAAACAUGGACACCAUCUUCAUGCAAAGUACCAGUAUCAAACCCAGAAUUUCUGGAAGUACAUGUAACUGCCUUCAUUGCCCUGCUCCUGGCCUCACUGUCCCCAUGCAAAGACCCCAGUCAGUUACUUCAAAGAUAAACUGCCUCUUAUUCUCUGACGCCUCAAAAAAAAUAACCAUAGCAACACAGCGGCCUCAAAUCAUACAAUGAAAGGCGCCCCCACUCGGUGGUUACCAAGGAUAAUGUAAUUUACUGUAUACACAAUAAAAUGAAAUACCUGAGGUGACCAUCUAAUAUUUGUGAAUAAUUUAAUACAUCUUUUUCCCUGA
Acanthaster planci (crown-of-thorns starfish) is the source of this 2765-nucleotide messenger RNA. RefSeq lists its product as uncharacterized. NCBI's taxonomy places the organism in Eukaryota, Metazoa, Echinodermata, Asteroidea, Valvatida, Acanthasteridae. Gene Ontology annotation, molecular function: ubiquitin protein ligase activity. Gene Ontology annotation, biological process: protein polyubiquitination; proteasome-mediated ubiquitin-dependent protein catabolic process. The record is from RefSeq and is a predicted model, not a curated record.